Neolamprologus brichardi is the source of this 804-nucleotide messenger RNA. Lineage: Eukaryota; Metazoa; Chordata; Actinopteri; Cichliformes; Cichlidae. The record is from RefSeq and is a predicted model, not a curated record.
AUGUCCCCCUCUUCUGAGGACAAAAAGCAAAAGGAAACACCCCUGGCUAAUGCUGUGUUUUGGGCAGCGAGGAAGGGGAACUUGGCUCUGCUUCAACUGCUACUCAACAGCGGGCGAGUGGACGCAGACUGCAGAGACAGUUAUGGAACAACAGCGCUGAUGGUGGCAUCAUACAGCGGCCAUUAUGGCUGUGUUAAAGAGCUUAUCAUGCAAGGGGCUGAUAUCAACUACCAAAGAGAGACAGGUUCUACCGCUUUGUUCUUCUCCUCCCAGCAAGGACACCAUGAAGUUGUAAAGCUCCUCUUUGAAUUCGGUGCCUCCACUGAAUUCCAGACAAAGGAUGGUGGCACAGCUCUCACUGUCGCAUCUCAGUACGGUCACUCCAAAGUGGUGGACAUCCUGCUGAAAAAUGGAGCCAAUGUUCACGACCAGCUGAACGAUGGUGCCACCCCUCUUUUCCUUGCUGCCCAAGAGGGUCAUGUGACUGUGAUUCGUCAGUUGCUGUCAUCCGGUGCCAAGGUCAACCAAUCUAGGGAGGAUGGCACUGCCCCCCUGUGGAUGGCAGCCCAAAUGGGUCACAGUGAGGUGGUGAAGGUGCUGCUCUUACGUGGUGCUGAUCGGGAUGCUGACAGACAAGAUGGAUCAACAGCGCUGUUCAAAGCAGCGCUGAAAGGCCACAGUGGCGUCAUUGAGGAACUCCUCAAAUUUUCUCCAUCACUUGGCCUUCUUAAGAAUGGCUAUACUGCCCUUCAUGCUGCUGUUAUGAGUGGAAAUCUUCAAUCUGUUCUGCUGCUACUUGGAGCG